UUUCUCUUCCUGGAAUCAAUGUUCGUCGAUGUUUUCAUGGAAUCAAUUUCUCUCUUCCUCCUCCAAUCCCAAUCACUCGAUCUUCUCUCUAGCUUCUGAUCUCCAUCUCCUUCUUGGUAAGUCUUCAUCCUCUUUUCGAUUUCCUCCUCUGUUGCUGCACAGUGAAACCAGCCCAAACGAAGGCGUUUUGAAGCAAACUGGUCCAGCUAGACCACCUCCUCUUCCUCCUCCGCCGCAAUUCUGCGAGAUUCCGGCCACCACGUCUCCCUCGCCUCCUUCUGAUCCGGAGAAGAGAGAGGAGACAUUGAAACCAAAGUUGAAGCCUUUACAUUGGGACAAGAGUCAAUGAAGAGAUGAUAGAGACAUUGUCAGAGCUAAUGAUCCAAGUUCAAGAACAAGAGAUGUCGGAAACGCAGGUGUUGU
Messenger RNA from Brassica oleracea var. oleracea, 423 nucleotides. RefSeq names its product formin-like protein 2. The coding region runs from base 29 to 349 and encodes 106 amino acids. The record is from RefSeq and is a predicted model, not a curated record. The transcript is spliced from 2 exons. Lineage: Eukaryota; Viridiplantae; Streptophyta; Magnoliopsida; Brassicales; Brassicaceae.